AUGGCCAAGUUCGAGACGGGCCCCACCAAGGCCGUGCAAUGCUCAGUCUGUAACAAGAAGUUCUCGAGAACAGAUCAUCUGAAGCGACAUCAAUUGCGACAUUCUGGAGUGAAGCCAUAUGCGUGCAUAUUCUGUAAAGAUGCAUUCACACGGAGCGACAACCUCAGAGAUCAUUAUCCCAGUUGUUCACAGCGUAAGAAUAGACAGAUUCCAGAAGCCGCAAGGGGAGGAAGACGGUCUCACGCUUGCGAUUCGUGUACAUCGAUGAAGCUCGGUUGCGAUGGUAACAACCCAUGUAAGACUUGUCGGCACAAGAAGAUCGAGUGCAAGUUCUCCAGACUACAGUCCAAAGGGAUACUUAACAGGCAAGAAACGCCCAAGUUGGACUCAGAUAGCACUCCCACUUCGGAUAGAGGAUCCAUCAACUUCCUUUUGAAUUCUGGAACAGCAAGCUUCAUUGACUGUUUUCGAUUCCCAUCUUCGCACGAAAAUAAAAAUUUAUUCAACUUCCGCAAUAAUCAAAAAUCACCUGAAAGUUCAGACGUCGUAGAUAUGUUCGGCAACAAUAGCGACAAUGGUAGCGCAUUCUCCGACUUCUUCGAGGACGAAUCAAUAGACUGGUCUCUAUUCGAAGAAGAGAACCUCCUCAAAUUCCUCAGCACUCCCGUGGCGGAAAUCCAUAACUUUGGAAGUGCUCCAGUAAUGACAAACAUGCCACUUCCAGUUGAAUGGGAACCAGCUAGCGUGCAGUCUGCAGCCAUUAUACAAGGCGUCAUGGAGAGUACGCAAGCAUUACAUUUCAACAUCCAAGAACAAACUCAGAUCUCGCAAAACCUCAAUUUCUUCUUCACUCCAUCAAAAAUCGACAAAUUCGUCGCUCAUUACUUCGAAUUCUGGCAUCCUCAUUGUCCAAUAUUACAUCAGCCAUCGAUCAGUAUCCACACGACACCAAUCCCUCUACUUGCCGCAAUGAUUAUCAUGGGGUCUAUGUUCUCAUCCGAUGACAGAGAUGUCAAUCUAGGGAAGGUUCUUUUGGAUUUGGUUGAGCAUUAUGUUUAUUCUAUUGACGAUUUGACGGAAGAGUCCGAGGUCCGUCAGAUGUUUCGGGCAUCAAAUCCGGCUCCUGAGAUGUUGCCUAUGAGUAUGCUAGCCUUCCAACAUCUACAGGCAACAUACAUCAUCGUGUGCGUGCAGUUCUGGGCUGGAAGUUUGGUUGCGCGGAGACGGGCAGCUGAUGCGCGAUUUGCUGUGGUUGUGAAGAUGGCGCGAAGGUUUGGCUUGGCAAAAGUACGGCAUGAACUGGAUGACAGUAUCGACGAGCAUUCCUGGGUCUUGAAAGAGGGGCGAAUAAGGUUCAUCAACACCAUUACGUUGCUAGAUUGCGCCUUCUUAUUCUUUGCCAACUUCCCCAUGCGCAUCUCAUUUUCAGAGAUGAAUUUCGAAUUACCGUGUGAAGAACAACUAUGGGCAUCCAGUCACCCCUUCGCCGAGAAGAACUUCACGGCAAAUCGAAACGUCACGCUUUUCGAGGCUUUCCAAAGUCUUUUUGGCCAAAUCAAACCCGAGCAUGCUCCAGUCCAAGCGACGAAAGGGAACCCGUUUGCUCUGAAUCCAAUGGAUAUGUUCACUCUAAUACAUCUAAUUUACGUCAACGCUCACACACAAAUAACCCAAUACCCCUCCUCAUUCCCACGCUCUCCUUCCGACUCAGGGACUUCCACCCCCGCCAACCACCCCGAACCACUACCCGACUCAAAUAUCACCAUGAUCAAAGGCGCGCUGUCGCGAUGGCGCUCGCUAUGGAUCAAUAUCCGAGCAUGCAUAACGAGUAAUUCCUGGGACAAGAUCGGCUUCUUUAGGAAUGGGUUCAAUUAUUGGCUUGUUAUUCAGUUGUUGAUUAAUAAUAAGGGCAGUGCGGAUAUUUUGAUGGGGAUGGAGGUUGGGUGUGAGGAUGCGCUGAAGCAGUUGAGGGGGCUUUUGAGGGAUGGUGGGGGUGAGACUUAG
Molecule: messenger RNA, 2004 nt
Organism: Mollisia scopiformis
Lineage: Eukaryota; Fungi; Ascomycota; Leotiomycetes; Helotiales; Mollisiaceae
Exons: 8
Coding region: 1-2004 (667 amino acids)
Biological process (GO): DNA-templated transcription; regulation of transcription by RNA polymerase II
Cellular component (GO): chromatin
Molecular function (GO): zinc ion binding; DNA-binding transcription factor activity, RNA polymerase II-specific; RNA polymerase II cis-regulatory region sequence-specific DNA binding
Source: RefSeq, a predicted model, not a curated record